Messenger RNA from Symbiodinium pilosum, 1605 nucleotides. The record is from the annotation of a GenBank genome assembly. NCBI's taxonomy places the organism in Eukaryota, Dinophyceae, Suessiales, Symbiodiniaceae.
AUGCCAGAUACGCCGCUUGCCCUCAUCCACUCAACGGAAACUGUUUCCUGGAGCAAAUCGAAUGAGACGGGGAUGUUCGUUGAGGACCAGAGUGGCAGCAUCAGCCCUGUCAAGGCACCCGGCCUCGUUUUUGGCGUGGAUCAUGAUGUGACCUACACAUUUCAGCCGCACAAUCCAUACUUGGCUUGCCUUCCUUGCCAAGACAUGGCCCGGGUGAACGCCGACAAAAUCCAGUGUGAGGGUGGCACCUCAGUAAGAUCCCUCCCAGGUUACAUGGUCCUCCAUGCAGCAGGAGCGCCAGAGCUGAAUGUACACCAGUGUCCCAACCGAGCCGCGUGCCCCGGCAGUAAUUUCAGCCUUACGGCAGACGGCUUGUUGAGCCCUCGCACCCGGCUGUGCGCGGAAGGCUAUCGCCCCAGCCCAGGCUGUGUGCGCUGCGCACCGAAGCAUGGCCGUCCUCAGCUGGACCCUUUCACCUGCCGUCCUUGCGGGAGCUUCUCCCUGGCGCAGCAAGUAGGCUGGACAGUCCUCUCAAGCAGUGCAUUCUAUACCGUGGCGCUGCUGUCUGCGAAGCCGUGUACAGACACACAACAGAUCUUCAAGGUGUUCCUGGCAUUUGUGACCAUUUCCUGCCGGAGUCUCGCAGCAUUUCUCAAUACGCAACAGUACCAGCGCCUCAAAGAGGAUUUGUAUGUGUCUGCUAACGCAAUUUACCGGGUCCUUUUUGCCGUGGAUUUGGUCACGACAAUUGAGCCAGGGUCCAGUAUGGAUUCGUAUGACUGCUGGGGGCUGGUGGAGGGCCCCGUAGACGUGCUUUGGAGUUUGUUUCUGGCCUGGGCGAUUCCUUUUGUAUUGCUGGUGGUGUCUUGGUGUUGGUCUGGGGUCCAGGGUGGGCUGAAGGCGCUGGUGGUCUGGGGCAACUUGUUUGUGCCUGUAUUCGCAGGAGCAGCGACUAAACUGAUUGCUUGCUUCUCCACGCAAGAGGGGCAGGGUCGGGUGCUCAUGUACGAUGCCGCACUCGGCACGCCCUGCGCUUCAUCCAUGGCCGAGCUGGCACGUCUGUCCCGCUUCUGGCUGGCUCUUGGGACAGGAGUUAUAUUGUUUCUGCUGGGGCCCGUGCUAUGGCUUUGGCUGGCAGCACGAGACCCUGAGAAAGACGAGACGGUCGCGUUCCUUGUGGUGGGUUACAGACCAACGCUUCGUUGGUGGGAGGUUAUAGUCCUUGUCAGGAAAACUGCCAUCUUCGUCGUGGCGGCUAUGUUCCCCAUGUCAUGGGCUCCUGGAGCACAUGUAAUAUAUUUGUUAGGCAUCACGAUCGUUGCCCAGCUCCUGCAUGUCACCAUCCAACCCUACGCCAAUGAUUUCCUCAACCGACUGGAGGCACAGACUCUGGGGAUUUCCUCAGCGUGCCUGGUCUUGGUCAUCUCCUUGCUGGUGGAGUGGCCAUUCAGGCCGUAUGCAAUCUACGUUGCUAGCAGUGCGCUCCUCGCUGUGCUCACGGCUGGGGCCUACAUCUACUUCCUGCUGGUGUAUCUUCGUGCGGUGCUCACGAAGCAGCCGUUGGCCGACGAAGUCAAGCAAGCUGAGGAGGAGCAUGGCUACGGG